UUUUCUUGUCGCUUCUCAAUAUUUUUUUUUCCUAGUUUUAGCUUAUAUUAGUUUUUUUUUUUUUUUUCUUGCCUUGGUUGCAAACCUCCCUGAAAUGGUUAGCAAAACGUCAGUUUUCUGGUUUUUUGUUUUGUUUUUUUUGUUUUUUUACAAAGGAGGAGAUUAUUGUUUAGAUUAAUAAUAAGCCCGUCCUUGUAUUUUAUUUUACAAUCUAAUAAAAAUGUUGAAAGUGGGAUUUUUUAAAAAAAAAUAAAAUAAAAUAAAAAUCACCUCUUUGGGCAGCGUUUUGGGUUUAUAUGUAUCGAUGUAUCUUGUUUUUAAAAAUUACAAUGGAAUGUGUUGCUUCCAGAAUAAAAGUAUAUCAUACCCUGUGAGAGAAACUCAAGCCAGCCAAAGGAUAAAUCUUUAAUCGUUGGCUGGCUGGGGAAUUCUGGGAGUUGGAGUCCACAGGUCUUAAUAUUGCCACGGUUGGACAUUCCUGAAUUAAAGCUCAGGGCAUUCCCCUGAGUCUUCUGCGGUUAUGGAAACCAGCUCAUCCUAUCCUGCAUCCAUCCAUCCAGGGGAAGGAAUCUGUCAAGCACAUUUCUGCAUUCUGUUUAGUCAGGUGGGACUCCCUGUGCUAUGUCUUUGGGGGCCCAGCCCCAUCCUUGGAAGCCCAUCAUCCUCUCUUACCCCAGGCGUCCUUGACCUCCCACGUUGAUGUGGAGCGUGUUGUGUUUCAAAGUGCUAAGAAAGAUGCAGCGACGGCAUAGCAGCAUCACAGACAGCCUUCCACCUGAAAGAAACCGGAACCAAGCCAUCACCUCGGAGACCAGCGUAGACGAAGGGGGUGUUUUCGAAAGCCUGAAGACGGAAGCCCCCUCCCCUCAACAGCUCUUCUCGGGGCUGGGGGGAAUCCCAUCAGGCAGUAUCUCGGCCACCCCUUUCCAAUCCAGUUUGCUCCUUGGGUCCUCAGCCGGAGGAGGCGAGGUCUUUAUCCAGAUGCCUGCUGCUCGGGAGGAGGGGCCAAGCCGGACGGAGGCGGGGCUCUAUCACUAUCGGCAACCGCAUCAUUACCAUCACAGCCACCAGAGAGGCUCCUCCCUGCUCCAUAUGAGUGGCGCUGACCGCCAUGGGCAUCCUGAAGAGACCCCCGAUGAGCCGCCUGGCACCCCGGCCCCGGCCCUUCCUGAGAUGAAGGCGGUCAUCUCCUGGUUGCAGGAUGGCCUCCCCUUCAUCGUGAUCCUGCUGACGAAAGUUUGUUUCCAGCACAAACUGGGUAUUGCCCUCUGCGUGGGCAUGGCCAGCACAUUUGCAUAUGCAAAUUCAGCCCUUCGAGAACAGAUCUCUUUAAAGGAAAAGAGGUCCAUCUUCAUGGUUUUCUGGAUCUUGGUCUUCCUUGCAGGGAACACCCUCUACCUGCUCUACACCUUCAACUCCCAACAGCUGUAUAACAGCCUCAUCUUCCUGAAGCCCAAUCUGGAGAAGCUGGAUUUCUUCGACCUGAUGUGGAUGGUGGGGAUCACAGAUUUCGUCCUGAAGUAUCUCACCAUUGCUUUGAAGUGCCUGGUGUUGGUGCUGCCCAAAAUCAUCCUUGCGGUUAAAUCAAAGGGGAAGUUCUACCUGGUCAUUGAAGAAAUAAGCCAAUUGUUCCGUUCCCUGGUCCCCAUCCAGCUGUGGUAUAAGUACAUCAUGGGGGAUGAUCCAUCCAGCAGCUAUUUCCUUGGGGGAAGCCUUCUCAUCAUGUACAGCCUCUGCAAAUCUUUUGACAUCUGUGGCCGUGUGGGAAGUGUGACCCGGGCAGUCAGAGUCCUCUGUGCUCCUCAGAGCUACGGGGUCCGUGCGAGCAACCAGCAGUGCAGCGAGGCGGGCGACAUCUGUGCCAUCUGCCAGGCUGAAUUUAGAGAAGCAGUGAUGCUCUUAUGCCAGCACGUUUUCUGCGAAGAAUGCCUCUGCCUCUGGUUUGACCGGGAGAAGAUGUGUCCACUCUGCCGCUCCGUAGCUGUGGAAACCCUGCGCUGUUGGAAGGACGGUACCACAUCUGCUCAUUUCCAGGUGUAUUGACUUGCAAGGAUGUCCCAAAAUGCCAAGAAGACAUCUUAGUGAGGAAGGGUAAGAUGGAGCCUUCUUCAGAAUAUCUCUGUGGAGUCACAGUAACUCUCCCCCUUUCUUGCAUAAGGCAAGUUGCAAAAUUCUUCAUCUUCUUUCUGGAGCAUCAGUAAUUGGUGGAAACUUGAAUGUUGACUUCCUUUCGUUCCUUCCUUACUUGUCGGACUGCUUUACUCCGAAACAAUUGGGUACUUAAUUGAGAUCCUGAGCACAUCCAUUCUAUCACCAGGAGCCCUGAUGGCGCAGUGGUUAAAGUGCAGUAUUGCAGCCUAACUCUGCCCACAGUUUGGAGUUUGAUCCUUGACAGGCUCAAAGUUCACUUAGCUUUCCAUCCUUCCAAGGUCGGUAAAAUGAGGCCCCAGGGGGCAAUAUGUUGACAUUGUUGUAAAGCACUAUGGGAUAGUAUGUAAGUCUAAAUUCUAUUGCUGUUGCUAUCUCUUAUAUACCGUAUUUUUCGGAGUAUAAGAUGCACUUUUUUCUCCCCUAAAAGAGGGUGAAAAUUUGGGUGCGUCUUAUACACCGAAUGUAGCCAAAAACGUGAGGCACGGAGGAGGCGAUGGUCUACGACAAUCCCUGCAGCCUGGAACAGCUGAUUGGGGGGUAUUCUGGGAGGCCGAUCUACCCGCCAAUCAGCUGCUCGUGCUGAAUCAGGCUGCAAUAAUGUGCUGAAGCUGACCUGGCUGUUCGCUAUUUGCUGCAAGGACUGUUUGCGGCAGCAAGCAAAACACAAGCAGAGGAGAGGAGUUUCAGUUUCGGAGAUCAGCACAGCAUGCAGCUUUAGAACAAUUGACCUAAGCCACGCCCAGGCUCCUUGCUGUCUCCUUCCUUGUUGCUCACACAGCAAAUACUGUUUCAGUUUCCAAACAGUCUCACACACUUGAUAGGAUGAAUACUGAUGGAUGCUGGUAGGCAGAGCCAGAAUUAUUAUUUUUUUUUUCUUAUUUUUCCUCCCUCAAAACUAAGGUGCGUCUUAUACUCCGGAGCAUCUUUUACUCCGAAAAAUACGGUAGCUUUCGAGAGAUACAGGGAUGGGGUAGGGAGAAUCACAAAGGUAAUUAACGGAGGGAACUCAUAAUGACAAGGUGUGGAAUUGGACCAGUUUCAACCUCUACCAAUGGCUACUAAUUGUGAUGGCUAAACAGACGCUCUAUAUUUAGAGGUAUUUAAUCAUUGGGUACAGCUAUAGGAGAGGACCAUUGCCUUCAAGGGCCUGAGCUUGUCCACAUCUGAUCAACCUCUCUUGGAAAUAAAGAAUGGACGUCCAUGAAUUCCA
Molecule: messenger RNA, 3361 nt
Organism: Pantherophis guttatus
Lineage: Eukaryota; Metazoa; Chordata; Lepidosauria; Squamata; Colubridae
Source: RefSeq, a predicted model, not a curated record